This is a messenger RNA of Hemibagrus wyckioides, 4500 nucleotides long. It is a transcript of the gene map3k19, whose product is annotated as mitogen-activated protein kinase kinase kinase 19. The transcript is spliced from 14 exons. Lineage: Eukaryota; Metazoa; Chordata; Actinopteri; Siluriformes; Bagridae. Gene Ontology annotation, biological process: protein phosphorylation. Gene Ontology annotation, molecular function: ATP binding; protein kinase activity; protein binding. The coding region runs from base 326 to 4336 and encodes 1336 amino acids. The record is from RefSeq and is a predicted model, not a curated record.
GGAACAGGCUGUAAACUCAACACUGCUCUAUGCAGAGCAAAACAAGCACAGGGGAACAAUGAAGACUAAUAACUCUUCAAAAUAUAUGAAUGCACACUUAUGACUGGACUAUGGUUGCGCUCCAUAUAUUUGUUAUUCUUCAUCAUGGAUAGCUGACGAGUGAAUGGGUCGAGAGGCUUGAUCUACAAUUAAAACUUCAGUAAUGUGUGAAAGAAUGACAGUAUUACAUAUAGACCUUUGAAUUUAUGGAGAGAAGACUGUGAAAAGACCAAAGCCACACCUCCUCCGUCAGAUUCUGGGUUUGUGUAGCUCCUAGGAUUACAGCAUGAAGAUGGAGGAAAGAAGUUUUGUGGAUCUGCUCUUCAAAGGGGAGUUGGAAGCAGUGUCCCAUGGACUGGAAGAUGGACUUUACUCCUGGGAAGAGCUGAACCAGCCUCACAAUGCCCAGGGCUCCACUCCUCUUAUCAGUGCCUGUCAGAUGGGCCUUAACCUGGUCAUGCAUUUCCUGUUGGAAAGAGGAGCAGAUGCAACACUGUGCAACCACAGCAAUCAGACAGCGCUGCAUGUCAGUCAGCCAGACCUACAGAAGGAGCUGUUGGCUGCCAUGUUGAGACAUUUAGCCCACCCUGCUCAGCUCUUAGAGGUCGCCUGGAGGGGGGACAUUCACACCCUAGAGCGCCUGCUGAUUGAGACAGAUUCUGUUGAAGUGAACAUCCAGAACCAGAAUGGAUUGACCCCACUGAUGCUGGCAGUGAGGGAUGUGGAUCUUUUUGAGGGGUUUCAAGGCACCAUGGGAUGGGACUAUGAUCCUACCAAAGUAGUGAAGACACUGCUGGCUCAGUCUGCAAACAUGGACAUCCAAGACCGUAAGAGCUGCACGGUUCUUACCUAUGUCUCUCAGAUCAAGAGCUCAAUGAAAGAUGAGCUGCUCCGUAUCAUUUUGGAACAUCAAACUCAGUCAGUGCCUGCACCUGUGGUGCCAGAGUUUCAUUUCCCUGCAGAACCCUGUAAAAAUUCCCACAGACUCUCUUCUUCACACAUGUUCUCAACUUUGGCCAAUGUGAGGGAAGAAAAGGACCCAUAUAAAUAUAUUGCUAUCCAAGAAGACCACAACAACAUCCACCAAGAUAACAUCAUUGCCUUGUGCUUCCACAGUGCCAUGGAGCCCAAGAUGUACAGCAAGUCACCUGGGCACACAACAUUACCGAGGCUGAAGGAGAUGAAUAAAUGUUGGACUAAAUUUGGCAUUCUGUAUCCUACAUGUGAUAUUUCAAGGAAAACUUCCUUAGUACCCAUACCUCCAGGGGUAACAGAGAAGACCAAAUCCAUUCUCGAGACGCCUCCGGUACCAAAUUUCUCUCAGCUUAGCCAGUCUGCUCCAAGCCUGGCCCUCCUUGAUGCAAACUUUCUACUACAAGUACGGACCAACAUACACAACAGGCUCAGCUCCAGUGAUGUUGCAGGACAAAAAGAUGGACACCCUGUUCCGUGCCCACGCACUCCAAAACAUUUGGCUCCCCUUGACCAGGAGUACCGAGACGGGCACGUGCUUUCAAACUUCCAAUGUCCACUGGCACCCAAGCUGACCGACCUCUUAUCUUUUGGCUCCAAAGGAAUAAGAGAGACUUUAUCCCGACUGAGCUCCAAGGGAUCAAGAGGCAGUGAGGAAAGCAGCUAUAGCAGUCAAAGCUCUCUGGAUGAAGAGGAAGAGGAUGAGAACGGCCCUCAGUUGACAGGGCAGAUCUUUGGGACCACAGCGAGAGAACCACAUUUUGCCCUAGUAGCACCCUCAUCAGCUCAACAACUGAUGAAUACUGGCAUUAUAGAACCUACUCAUACAAAUAAACAGAUGCCUAACAAAUCUAAAUUCAUAAGGCAUCAAAAACUUGAGUCAAGGCAGGACUCUGUAAGAGAGUUUUACAAAACUGUGAAAUCUUUCGAGAGGACUUUAAACAAACAACAAAGAAGUGAAGAUCUGGAUGUCUGUGAGGAGAAUAGGACAAUAUAUUUAGCUGAUGUUGCAAAAAUGAACAAAAGUGUGGAAUUAACAAGGUCUCUCUCAAAUGAACUUGAUGAACCUAAGGAUACUAUUACAGAGCCCGAGCCUGGACCUGAAAAAGGACAGUCCAGCUCUUUUGUUGACCCUGAGCAAUACCAUGUCUCUCCAGUGCAUCACAGUCCAGUGGAAACCAACAAAGCCAGCAAGAUGACAAGAGCUGAGGAAAUAAAAUGCAGAUCUCACACUAACCAAUUAAUUAUCUUGGACCAAAUAAAUAUAAGACAGGAUUAUGGUAUGUCUAAAAAGAAUAGAAGGAGUCAAUCAUCACAAGUUAUAAUUAAAGAGAAGGGACCCAUAUGUAAUGAUAUUAGUGAGGAGAAAAUGGAGUGGCCAAAGAUGGCACCUAUAAAUCACGGUCCCAAACUCAAGGAUGCACCCCUGAACCGGAGGAGGACUCAAGAAUCUCUGCAUCAAGGGAGGCUGAGCGGAACCAAAAAGAUCUCAAACAAACCCCAAAGUCAAAAGCAACUUCUCAAUCGGGAUACAAAGAAGACAACAAGGCAAGCUAAAAGGCCGGGAAUUUUGGGGACACAAAGAACAAAAUCAUCUCUGGACUAUGUCAGUUAUCGGGACAUGUUUCUGGAAAUCCGUCAGGCAGCUGAAGGACCAGCUAUUUUUGAAAUGUUUGCCACCCCAGUAUACGAAAACCUUAGAGCAGCCAGUUCUGUAGAAAGACCCAAGCAGGUGCAGUCUGCUGCUCAAUUUAAGAGACAACCAAGUGGACAACAGAGAGCACAAAAACCUGUGGAAGGUAACAGGAGGAAACAGAAAUGCACAACUUCUAAAGGUAAACCACGCAAGAGGAAGGAAACUCAACCACCUGAGCAGCAAAGACACGAUCAAGCUAUUGAUUCAAAACAGAAUGAUGCCAGUGUAAUUCCUGAAAUGGCAGACAACAACCAGAAAAGGAAGCAUAACCCUCUCACCACUGAGGAAGACUCAGAUGAUAGAUUACAGACUGAAGGUAAUCCUGUGCUGUCAAUGAUCAGAGAAGUUCCUUCAGAUACAGAUAUAGAGCUAGCCUUCCAUAAUAAGCAAGAAGGUUUAUCCAGCUCAUUUCAGUCACAUCGAACACCGUAUCUUAGCAUGCAAUUCUUCCAAGAGGACAUAAUCUCAAAUGUAAUUGAGGAUUCCAUUGCAGUUCAGCUCCCAUCACAGCCCUUGAUAAACACAUGGACAACUGACAGGACAAAGUCACCUGUAUACCAGAAGAUUUUAGAUGAAGUGGGUGAGGGGCCAGUUACAGACGACUUGCUGAAACGUUUGGCAGAAGAAUUAAUUUCAUUGGAAGAAAAAGAGGUGGAGACUCUAAACUCUGAGAAUCCAGAAAUGGCAAAUGAUGCUCUAUCAAAAUUCAAGGAACUUUUUAGUGAGGUUACUCCUCUGGACAACCUGCAUCAUACUGAGAGGUCCAGUGUAGAUGACACAAUCACAUGGACCAAAGGAGACAUUCUGGGCAGAGGGGCCUAUGGAACUGUAUACUGCGGCCUCACGAGUCAAGGCCAGUUGAUUGCUGUCAAGCAGGUGACGCUGGAUAUCUCUAAUUCAGACACAGCAGAGAAGGAGUAUGAGCGACUGGAGAGAGAGGUAGACCUUCUGAAGAACCUUCAUCACCAAAACAUAGUGGGGUUCCUGGGCACAGCACUUUCCGGUAACGUAAUCAGCAUUUUGAUGGAAUACAUCCCAGGAGGCUCCAUCUCCAAUGUCCUCAAUCGCUUUGGACCCUUGCCUGAAAAAGUUUUUGCCCUGUACACACACCAGAUCUUAGAAGGUGUGGCUUACCUUCAUGAUAACAGAGUCAUCCAUAGGGACCUGAAAGGGAACAACAUUAUGCUUAUGCCCAGUGGAGUCAUCAAGCUGAUUGAUUUCGGCUGCGCUCGUCGCCUUAACCGCAUCACACGCAGCGGAAGCCGUAGCGAUUUCUUAAAGUCUGUCCAUGGUACACCUUACUGGAUGGCUCCUGAAGUGAUUAAUGAAACAGGCCAUGGCAAGAAAUCAGAUAUCUGGAGCAUUGGAUGCACAGUCUUUGAGAUGGCCACAGGAAAGCCACCACUGGCACAUAUGGGCAAGAUGGCAGCUCUUUUCUAUAUUGGGGCCCAAAAGGGUUUAAUGCCUUCACUACCUGAUGACUUCUCAAUAGAAGCUAAAGGGUUUGUGCAAGCAUGCUUGACCACUGAUCAGAAACAGAGACCAUCAGCAGAAGAUUUAUUAAGGCAUCCUUUCGUCUUUCACCUCCAGCAGUCUGCGAGUAGCAAGCUUUCAAACAUUCACCAUUAACCUCAGUAGAAAAAGUGAAAAUGUUCAAAUGAAUGUGCCAAUGUGUUCAUGUAGCUUCAAGUCGUGAAGGGAAGCAUCUAUGUUAAUACCUGUGGUUAUAUAGGACACUUUAUCUUUCACUUUUUACCUGCUAAAGUAAUGUGAACAACUGUUUGUUACCCACA